Spodoptera littoralis (African cotton leafworm) is the source of this 1728-nucleotide messenger RNA. Lineage: Eukaryota; Metazoa; Arthropoda; Insecta; Lepidoptera; Noctuidae. The record is from the annotation of a GenBank genome assembly.
AUGGAUUUGAAGAUAGUGUGUUUGUGUGUUCUAAUUUUAAGUUUUGAUUUAGUGUGUGGCCAGUACUCGUCGUCGCCGUGUCCUGGCAUAUUUGACUUUGAAAAUGAUGGACGUCAUGUGUAUGGGAAAAUCGUUUUGCGGCCAAGCUCGCCGGUGUCUUCCUUAGUGCUAAGAAUUAAUUUUACUGUUGCAGCUCAACUAUUUAAUAAUUAUGUAGGCCGUUUAGAAGCACAAGACAGCAACCACCUGCUACAGAGGUACAACAGGGGGCAGCCUGUCAGCUACAUCGUGCACUUCCCCAUCACCUCGCCGCUGCCGAAACUGACAGCUCUCACUGUCAACGGCGACACUGUUUGUUAUGGACAAGGAGAUGUACCGAGACCAAACACGUACGUAACGACGCUAAGUCUCCAGCACACAUCGUUCCUCCAAGGAGGUGGUCCAGUAUACAACAGUAUUCAGCCACAAUAUCAAAGGCCGCAGACACGUCCACCGCCACCGCCACCACAGCCGACGGUAGACCAGAUAUACUUCGGAGACGAUGACGCCACUGCACAUAUUUAUACGUUCAACAAUGUUGAGCCAUCGUGGAAUAACAACAACUCCCCGUACUACGUCGUGAACAACACCCGUCCCUUCACACAAGCCACGCAACAGUACCAGCCCCCCACCCAGCAGGUCUUCCAGUCCAACCCAAUCUAUGAAUAUGACCAGAAUGGACCACUGCAGGUCACUUCAAGGAAGCCUGUAACUUACAGGCCUAACCCGCCUGUUUACGAGCCGAUCACGAAGAGGCCAACCUACACACCUCCUCCGACAAGCCCUAACCGCAAUGAGUUCUAUUAUCCCACUCCUGAGCCGACACGACCAGCGAUAACCAGUGACGAACGUUACAACAUUCAAACUACAUCUGAUAUGUGCGGUGAGGUCGCGGGAGGUAAUGAGAGGGUCCCUCUCAUCUACAAUGGAAGGUCUUAUGCGAGAGGAGACAUUCCUUGGCUUGUAGCCAUUUACAAGAGUGAGGCAGCUAAUCUGCAAUUUAUCUGCGGAGGAACCUUGGUUUCUGAUCGGCAUAUUGUUACAGCUGCCCACUGCAUGCAGCGUCGAGGCGUGCAGACGAACAUCAAGGAUAUUGUGGUGAAGAUCGGAGUCCACAAUCUGAAUGACUGGAGCGACGAUAUUACGGUCACCAGGUCGUUGAGUGCGGCUUCCAUUCAUGAAUCUUUCAAUCCAGCGACACUCCAAAAUGACAUACUGAUGUUCACCCUGAAUAAACGAGUUAAGUUCAACACGUACAUACGUCCGGCGUGUCUGUGGGGUGACGAUACAGACCAGUCCCGCAUUGUCGGCGCUUCUGGAGUAGUAGCCGGAUGGGGAGACCAAGGUGUCGGAGGUAUAGGGAAGCAGGGUGAGCCUCACAUGGUGCGCAUCCCCAUCGUCAGUACCACCGACUGCCGAGCCAGCAAACCUCACUUCCACAAACUUACUUACGACAGCACGCUCUGUGCAGGUGAUCGUAAUGGCGCUGGGCCUUGUGUAGGAGAUUCUGGAGGAGGUUUGUACCUCCUUGAGGGAGGCAAGUGGAGGCUCAGGGGAGUGGUCUCCGUGUCACUCCGAGCUGAGAACGGCGACAACACUUGUAACCUUAACGAGUAUAUCAUCUUCACAGAUACAGCGAAAUACUUGAGCUGGAUCAAGCGCAUUUUGUCAGAAAAAUAUUACGAUUAA